AUGUCAUACACUCAGGAUGAGGAUGCAACGUUAGCUCUCUCCUCUGUCUCAGGCAUUCUCUUAAACGUCCUUAUACCACUUCAAUCCAAUGCCAUUGACCCAGUUGAUAUAGACUCGCCAGAAGAUUCUGAAUUCGAGAAAUCCCUCUGUGCUGUAUGGGAUUUGUCGAGUAUUCAUGACUACGCAAGGAUUUUCAUCAAUGAAGCACAGGUGCAUCGGAUGGUGUUAAAGGCAAUUAGUAUUACACAGAGGGUGAGGACGGAAGAAUUGGCUAUGGGAAUACUGGCAAAUGUUGCUUGUUUUGAGGAUACGGCGAUUGUAAUCGUUAAUGAUGAGGAUGUGACGACGGUGCUUGGGAGAAUAAUUACUGGGAGUGCAGACGGAAGGGUGCUAGUUGAAAGCCUAAGACUCCUGAGGAAUUUGUUAACGAAUUGUUCUAACAAAUACCGAAUAAUUGUUGCAGACAUUAGUUCAUAUUCAAUCAUCAAUCAAAUACUCUUCUUCAUAUACAACACAAUGAAUACCGAGUUGCUUUCAUCUGCAAUAGGAACCAUGAAACUACUCAUAUCCACUCAACCUGAAUUGUUUAAUAAUAAACAGGAAGAACUGAAUAAUCUAUUUCGCUGGAUAUGCGAUAGAUUGGAUUCAUUGGAAUUCACAAAGGAGACGAGUAGCACUAUUAUAAGUUUUGUUAUCGAAUUGGUUGAUACCGACGCAAUUGAGCAUACCAAAGAUGACGUAUCCAAAAUAUUUAAAUAUUAUGAGAAAGUACGUCACGAGUUCUUGGAUGAUGAAGAGAUAACAAACAUGGUGAAAGGCAAAGACAAAACAUUUAGGGCCAGAAAGCAAGUUCCGGAAAAAACACAUCAACAUCGUCUCCAAAGAUAUGCUGAAGUUACUCUCGGAUCAGGAAAUUUGAAAUUGGCGGUCCAGCUACCUGAGGGAGAAGACUUACGAGAGUGGCUUGCUGUUCAUACUUAUGAUUUUUACAACCAGAUUAACAUGUUAUAUGGAAUUAUCACUGAAUACUGUACUCCGCAACGAUGUCCCGUCAUGUCGGCUGGAGCAAGGGUUGAAUAUCGAUGGCAAGAUAACAAGCAUUACAAGAAGCCAACUACUGUUUCAGCUCCGCAUUACGUUGAUCUCCUUAUGAAUUGGAUACAGGGGCAAUUAGAAGACAACGAUGUCUUCCCCAGCCAAUUAGGCGCUCCAUUUCCUAAGAAUUUCUCAUCCAUAGUAAAGACAAUUUUCAGACGUCUAUUUCGAGUAUACGCUCAUAUAUAUUGUCAUCAUCUGGAAGCUAUCCAACAGUUGAAUGCCGAACCACAUCUUAAUACCAGUUUCAAACAUUUUAUGUACUUUGUUUAUGAAUUUAAGCUGAUGGACAAAUCAGAGAUGCAGCCAUUAGCUGAAAAAAUAACCAAUGUUCUCGGUGAUGAAUAUGUUCUCACAUGA
Messenger RNA from Paraglomus brasilianum, 1455 nucleotides. Lineage: Eukaryota; Fungi; Glomeromycota; Glomeromycetes; Paraglomerales; Paraglomeraceae. The record is from the annotation of a GenBank genome assembly.